CAACUUCAUAUUAGUACUAUACAAAAUCCAAUUGAAAAGUGAUAAUGAUUGAGAAAGGCGAAAGCAAGCACUUCGUUCUGGUUCACGGCUUCUGCCACGGAGGCUGGUGCUGGUACAAACUCGCCGCCGCGCUCAAGUCCAAUGGCUGCCGCGCCACCGCGCUGGACCUAGCCGGCUGCGGCGUCAACACCGACCUCGCUCCCUCGUUCUCCGACUACGUCCGCCCGCUCAUGGAUCUCCUCGCCUCCCUCCCCGACGCCGAGAGAGUCGUGCUCGUCGGCCACAGCUACGGCGGACUCGCCAUCUCCGCCGCCAUGGAGAAUUUUCCCGCCAAAAUAUCUCUGGCGGUGUUUCUCACGGCAUACAUGCCCAAUUGUACGGACCCACCCGCAGCUCUAAUCCAAGAGUUUUUCAAGAGAGGCUCGAAGAAAUCUUUCAUGGACUGCGAGUUUAAGUUCGAUGAAGCCGGUGUUCCACUCUCUGCCCUUUUUGGCCCCGAAUAUAUGGCGGCCAUAGUCUACCGGAACUGCUCCGCCGAGGAUUUGGAAUUGGGAAAGAUGUUGAUAAGGCCGAAUUUGUUUUAUUUGAAAGAAAUGAGCAAGAAUGGGCUGUUGUCAGAGGAGAAAUAUGGGGUAGUAAAACGUUGUUAUGUGAUGUGUGAGGAUGAUGAGGUAAUGGAAGAAGAGUUUCAGAGAUAUAACAUUGAGAAAAGCCCUCCAAAUGAAGUCAUUUCCAUUGAAGCAGCUUCCCAUAUGGCCAUGCUCACCAAAACUCAUCUUCUUUCAUCUUCUUUGCUUCAAUUAUCUCAUAAAUACCAUUAAUUACUAUUGCUCCAGUUUUGAUGCUUAGUACUACGAGUGCAUUUAAUUGGUCCUGAAAUAUGGUUCAAUUUAUUAUGGAAAGAACAGUAAUUCUCUGGUGUAGAAUAAUGAAGUUAUUGACCCCGAUUGUAUUAAAAUA
Messenger RNA from Salvia hispanica, 960 nucleotides. RefSeq names its product methylesterase (gene MES10). Gene Ontology annotation, biological process: salicylic acid metabolic process; jasmonic acid metabolic process. NCBI's taxonomy places the organism in Eukaryota, Viridiplantae, Streptophyta, Magnoliopsida, Lamiales, Lamiaceae. Gene Ontology annotation, molecular function: methyl salicylate esterase activity; methyl indole-3-acetate esterase activity; methyl jasmonate esterase activity. The record is from RefSeq and is a predicted model, not a curated record.